This is a messenger RNA of Rhagoletis pomonella (apple maggot), 753 nucleotides long. RefSeq lists its product as uncharacterized. The transcript is spliced from 4 exons. Bases 47 to 556 code for a protein of 169 amino acids. Lineage: Eukaryota; Metazoa; Arthropoda; Insecta; Diptera; Tephritidae. The record is from RefSeq and is a predicted model, not a curated record.
CGAGAUUCUUUUGACAACAGUUAUUUUUUCACACCCCAACUUAGCAAUGUCGCAGAAUAAUUUCAUCUCUUCUGGAGAUUUUCAAUACACCCCAUCCAAUAAUUUAACAACUUUGCAAAAUGUUUACGCUUCUGAAACCAACAGCCUUCAAACUCUUGUACUAGAUUUACAUGGCGAGAUUAAAUCUUUUUUUAAGUCUGAAAUUUCGAGCUUAAAAGAAGAAAUUAAAGAAUUGAAGGAUGGAAAUAAACGAGCAUUUACCAAACUAACAGAGGAGGUCAUAGCUGUUAAGCUAGAAAACAGAAGGCACCACAAUGACAUCACAUCAAUCGAUGAAUUUGAAGAUUUACAAAAACUUCCUUUGGCCGUUAUUGCUGAUUUAGAAAAAUUGGAUGGCGAGAUACAACACAAUAAAGAAUUCAUAGCAAAAACAGGCGGUGACGGACCCGCAAAAUUUCUAAGAACCGCCGUCCGAAAAGUAUUUUGUGACGAAUUGGCUUCUGCUUACAGCUGGAAGGGGACCGCACUAAGCCAAGCGCCGAAAAGUGCUUUCUAAUAACAACGAUUAAAAAUAUUUGCCAUCUAAAAUACAAAAGCACAGACCAAGAAAUGAACGGUGUGCUUCAAAAGCAUUUUGUGCAUGCUAAAGACAGGAUAGCAAAACGAAAACUAACGAGAUCACUGCAAGAAAAAACGGCGAAGAACUCACGCAAUUGAUAAAAUGGAUUUUUUAAUUUAAGUACUUUUAACUUU